UCUGGCAAUCACACAGAGUUGAAUUGAUGACCGGUAGGUGGCUCUGCACGUGGUCAAAAAGUUUGACGUUUGGCUGGGGCAUGGAGAAAAAAAAAUAAGUUUCUCAUUUCUCCUUCGGGCUUGCGCUGGUAGUGCAGCUGGAAUAUAAAGGAAAAGAGGGGAAAAAGAAGAAGAAGAAGUAAGAAAAAAAGGUGGGCUUGUUUCUAGCUGCACCGGGUGUAAAUGCUGUGCUGUCAUGUAAAAAGGAAAGAAAAGCCCUGCGGAUUUGGAAACUCGACCGUGUUUGCAAUCAGAGAGUCUCAGACUUCUCUCUCCAACUGUGUGUGUUGUGAGCUCAGAGUGUCCGGCAGCGGAGUAAUUAGACGCUCCGAGUUGCUGGCUCUGUUAAAAGACGAGCUGCUGUGUGUGGUGUUGAAGAAGAAGAAGAAAAGGGUGUUCUCUCGUUCGUUCGUUCGUGCCAGUCACGGCACACACACAAGACUGUGUGGAAAAGAAGAAAACGGCGUGGAUAUGACAUUGAUUUUGUGGUGGAAAACUAAUCAGAGAAUGACGAAGGCAGCAACCGAUCGAGUUGACUGACGCCGAAGGUUGACGUUUGUCUGGGGAGCUCCAGGAAUUGCAACAUUGGAUAACAAAGAAGACUGUCAAAUUUAAGCUCUAUCGACUAGUGAAAACUGAAACAGACAAAAGUUUUGAACGAGAAAAAGAAGAAGAAGCUCAGAGAUGUCAUCGUCCGUUCGGGCCGAGUUUAUGAGCCGGCCCGGUCGCCAUGUUAACAAUUCCGCCCUGCAACCACAACAACACGGUCAACAUCGUGAUAAGGGACGGCCGCUUAGCCAGCACUCUAACGGUGAGGACGGCCAACAGUCUGCCACGGCCAAAAGUGUCGUCGGGGCCAAAGUCUCUCAGCUGGCCCAUCUCUUUCAGAGCCGCUCCAAGGAAGCAGAGGCGGCCAUUCCAAUAGCGACGACAACAACAACCAUUUCGCCCAGCGCCGCUGCGGUUCCUCCAGUGUCUCCGACCUCGUCCGUCCCCGCUCCGCCGACUGCUGCCGUCGUUGGCGGCCGCACGAAACCGUCCAGCCGCAGCGAAACCGACAAGGAAACAGCGGCCCAUCAGGACUUCCAGGUUCCGACGCUGGGCCCAACUGUCGUGCGGACGGAGAGCCAGUUGGCCCGGUUCAACACGGCCAGAGCUUUGUUCGAAAAGCUGGGCUUUGACGACAAGAAGUCGGAUCCAGGGUCCAAUAAGGGCGUCGAGAAGAGUUUGAGCGGGCGGUCCAGCCGGGUGGGCAGCGAAAGUUCCAGGCAUUCGCAUUACUCGUCGCGUUCGCCUUCACCGUUGUCGACGGAGCGGCACCAAUCGGCUCCCGGGAUCCGGACGGGCCGCUCUCCGUCGCCCAGCGCGACGCCGGCGUCGGAUCGCAACCGAGGCAGCUCGGUGGAUGCGUUGCGCUCCACUCGGACGGAACGGAAGCCGCCGCCCACCAACGGCCACGAACACAAAAUGGAAACGGUUCAAGUCCAGGUGGUCAACAAAGUGGCUAUGCCUCCCAGCAAGCCCGAGCCGCCGGCCAAGACGGACAAGGCCCGAAUCUCGAGCAAGGAGCUGAUUGAGAAGCAGAAGAAUUGGAUCCAGCAUUUCAAGGGCAGUUCCAAACCGGCACAGGUGCAGGUCCAGCAGAGUAAGCCGGCCUUGAACCAGGAGGCCAUCAACCGGAUCAACAGCGAAAAGAAGGGUCCUUCGCCUCUUCCGGCCAAUUCGCCCAUCAGCAAUGAGAAGGAGAAAGAAGCCUGGGUCAAGGAACGGGCUGGAUUACUCUCCGGAUGGAUGGCCUCGCCAGCCGUACCCCUUCCAGUCUCACCUACGCCUCCUGCCAACAACGUCUCUGAGUCCAGCAAAGAGAGCUCCUAUUUCCUAUCGGCCCGCCAACGCUUCGAGGCUCAGACCAAGUUGACGGAACGGGUCACCACCACCAGUAUUUCUAGCACCACCACCACUUCGUCCAACCGGAUACUGAACCAGUCGGCGGAUAAUCUCAAUGAAUCCUUUGAAAUCCGGAGUAACAGCAGCAACAGUUCGCAGUCUGUCCGUACGGUGGAACUCAACGAGACGACCAGCCUCAACAAAUCGUUCCGCUCGACGACGUCCGCCGAAACGCCAAUUCCUUCCGUCGAGCUGGAUAAGGAGGAGGAGGAGGAGGAUUGCAGCCGGAAAAAUGGCGUCGGCGGAAGCGAUUUGCUCAGCACGGACAGCGGCAUCGUUGUCCUUGCCGUUGAAAACGUGACGACCGAGAAGGUGAUCGAAGAAGCGCUGGACCGGAUCGACUGUGAGAAUCCCGUCUCUCCUCCACCUGCUUCCGUUCCUGCUGGCCAGGUUUCGUCUUCCCAUCAGUCUGAGAAGGCGGCCUCGCUCAACAGCAGCCUCCAGGAAAACGAGGAGGUUUUCUACGACAAUUCGGUGACCAGCGCCCGUUUCGACGAGUGGCAAUUGCGUACGCCCACCCAGCUGGACGACUCGCCCGUCUUCAAGAGCGCCACUUUGGACUUCGACGCUCUCGUCUCGGACGGAGACGAAGCCAAGCAGCUGGAGCCCGACGACGAGGAACUCUUCCGCACCAGUUCCGAAAUGUCGGAAACGGAUCUGUCGCCGCUCAGCAGUCCUCCGCCGGAAUUCUGCAAAGAGCCAGUCAGUCCAGCACCUCCUCCCAUCAUCGUUCAAACGAACAAUGUUGAGGAUGACUUUGAGGAGCCCGCCGCGCCCAUCAUUCUGGCGCCGACGGUUGUUGAAGGCACCAAUCGUUACGUUCUCCAGCUGGAAGGUUUCUCCGACAUGCUGGAAUCUUCCGACGACACUGCCGUCGACAGCCUGGAGCCGGAGCUGGUGGAAAUCGCCAGCACCCACGACCAAUCGCAUCCCGAAUUGGAACUAGACGAGAUUCAAAUGUCACCGGCCAUGGAACAGGAAGUCACGGUCGUUGUCAUGCCCACCAUUCCGCCCAAUCAAGCGGCGGCGGAAGUGGAUGAGCCAGCUGCGGAGGAAGAGAGCGAGAUCUACCUCCGGCGGCCGCAGUUCCGCGUCGACGUGGAAUCGUCGGAUGUCGAAUGCGAUUCCGACGAACUUUUAAUGACAUCCGAAGAGGCCGACAGUCUCCUGAGUUCCAGAAUUUUGGAAAAACGUGUCAAAUCGGGGCAGACGGCGACCAACGCCCAUGAAGGCGAGUCCAUCUCCUUAGAGCCGGACAGUCUGGAACCGGCGCCCAUCAGCGCCGGUGGCAACAGCGGCAAAUUGUUGAACGCCAAUCAGCCGACGACGACGAUGGGCAACGUCAAGAGCAAAUCGACGCUGGAAGAUAUCGACGAAGUGUCGGUGACCAAUGUGACUGUCGCCGUGGCUGGCCCUUCCAUUUUGGAUCAGAUGGCCGAAGACGUGCCCUGGGCCGACGACGAUUCGUGGCAGGCCACCAACCAGCCGGACACGCCAAUCCGCCAGGAUGAAACGGACAAAUCGGUGGCCCCAGUUGAGGAUUCGUCCAUGACGGGACCUUUCGUCGACGAAGAUGGCGUCCACUACCUCCACGACGGCCAUUAUUGGCUGGAAAUGCCCGGAUUACCACCGGCCGAAGAGACUCCUGUGCCUCUGAUCAUCACCAACGGCGAACCUGAGCCCAGGAGCCGAAACAUUCGUGUCCGUUUCACCACCGAUCCCAUCCGAGUCUACAGCACAUUCUCCGUCAACGAUUACGACCGGCGUAAUGAAGACGUUGACCCAGUUGCCGCAUCGGCCGAGUACGAGCUGGAGAAACGGGUGGAAAAGAUGGACGUUUUCCCCGUCGAACUGAUCAAGGGCCCCGAAGGAUUGGGAUUGAGCAUCAUCGGAAUGGGCGUGGGUGCCGACGCUGGACUGGAGAAGCUCGGCAUCUUUGUCAAGACGAUCACGGACGGAGGAGCCGCGGCCCGCGACGGCCUCAUCCAGGUCAACGACCAAAUUAUUCAGGUGGACGGCCAGUCGCUGGUCGGAGUGACUCAGGCUUACGCCGCUUCCGUCCUACGCAAUACUUCCGGUCUAGUCCAGUUUCUCAUUGGACGCGAGAAUGAUCCCCAGAACAGCGAAGUGGCCCAACUCAUCCGCCAAUCCGUCCAGGCUGACCGUGAACGUGAAGAUCGUCGUCGGGCCAUGGAAGCCGAGUUGACACGUCAUUUCAUGAACAACGUGGCGGAAGAGCCUGACAUGAGUUCUGGCGCCGGGCCACCGCCUUACGUAAGCGCCCCGCCAUCUUAUCACAGCAGCAAUAGCGCCCCAGCAUCUCUAGCGUCCAGCCAUCCCGCACCAGCCUCGCCGGAAGCGAGCUUAGCUGUUGGUACCAAUUCCAUCCCAGGCGUCCUCAACGCCCAGGAGGAAAGUGUCCAGGUUCUUCAACAAAAGCUCAAAGAGGCCGUGACCCGCUCCGUCAAAGCAGAAAGUGAACUGCUCAGCUUGAAAAAGCGGCUUACGGAAUUGGAGGCCAACAGCCGACACCAGGAAGCCGAGUCCAGCAGUAACGUCCGAGAAUACGAGCGAGCCUUGUCCGGUGUCCAGCAGGAAGUCACUGCCUACCAAACGGUCCUGGCCCAAACUCAGACCCAGUACAGCUCACUGGAGGAUAAAUACAACAAGGCCAAGCAGAUGAUCCGGGGGAUGCAGGAGCGGGAGCGAGAAGUGCUGCUGAAGGUGCGGCAUCGUGAGGCCGGCUUCCACACGCUCCUCCAGGCCCUGCAGCAUCGCAUGCAGCUACUGGAACUUCAUUUGGUUGAAGCCCAGAGAGCCGCCGGUUUGCCCGUCUCCAUCCCACCUCCUCCGCCCAAUCUGGGCGGACUCCUCUCUGUCGGAUUUGUCGAAACUUCGCUGAGUGACGUCACAGACUUGUCCAUCCUUGACAGCAGCCAGGCAGACUCGUCCCUGGCCGUCGAGCUCAAGGAAGAGCUGGACAGGGUCAUUCCUCCUCACGAGCCGCUGGACACAUCAGCCGCCCGUGGACGGGCCGAAUUGGCUUCCCGUGGUGGCAUGGCCCUGCGUCAGUCACCGUCCCAGGGACUCAUCCGCCGAUCCGGCUUGGGUGGAGGAGGCGCCAGCAUGUCGUCAACGUCGUCUUUGGAACACAGUUUCAUCGAAGAAUCGUCGCGACUGGAAGUGGAUUCGAUGACGGAAUCGACGGGCCACGACCGCUCGCAAGAAUCCAUCCAGUUCCACGAAGCUUUUUUUGCUUCCGCCUCCUCUACGACGACCAGCGCUGGUCGAUCGGCCGUCACCAGUCGAUCCCAACAGCAAGUCCAGCAAGUCUACUCGACCAGCUCUCAGCAACAACAACAAUACUACCAACAACAACAACAGCAGCUACAACAGGAGGCCACCCAGCAGCUCCAGCAGCAGCAGCUUUUACAGAUGCAGCAAAUUCAACAGCAACAAGCCCAGCAACAAGCCCAACAACAAGCCCAACAACAAGCCCAACAACAAGCCCAACAACAAGCCCAACAACAAGCCCAACUUCAGCAACAGCAACAACUCCAACUUCAACAACAACAACAACAACAGCGUCACUACCACCACUCUGCCACCGUAUCGUCCGUCAAGGCUGAAGAGCUGCACCAGUCGACGACGACGUACUACCAGCAGCACGAGCACCAACAUUUCACGACAACGAAUAGCAGCGCCAAUAGCGGCGGUUACGUCAACGUCCAGCAACAACAACAACACUCCCAACCGCCUCGUUCACUGCCACAACAACAACACGUCAACGAGCAACUGAAGCAGCUGCUGGCCGAGCGGGAAUUCUUGAGGGAACAUUCCAACGUCAACUCUGGCGGAGGAGAACCUCCGGUUGUUCCCAGUCGACUCCAGCCGGCCACUUCGUCCAACCGCAGUAUGGGUCGAUCGGUAGCGCCGGAACAGCAGAGGCCCGUCCCACCGCCCCAUCAACCACCCAACGUUUUUUAUCCGGUCGGCAGUUCGGUACAAGACGGUCGGCCCGCCGCCCUGGACUCCCAGAUGAGGGGCUCCAUGCGCUCGAAUCCGACCAGCGCGGCCGUCACUCCGGACGGCGGAGUGGUACGGAGUAACAGCGCCAGUGGGAUGACGGACUCGCUGACGUCGUCGAUCGUGUCGAUCUCGUCCAACUCAUCGUCGCACACUCCGUUCCAGCAGUCGCCCGUCUCGGACUGGAACGUGGAACACGUCGGCAAUUGGCUGCGAUCCAUCGGAUUGGAGACGUACGUUGUCCAUUUCGCGGCCAACGGAGUGCGCGGCGAAGAGUUGUUGACGAUGGAGUCGCCCCGGAUCAAGUUACUAGUGCCGCAGGCGGCCGAAAGGGCCCGACUCAAGCACCGACUCAAGGAGCUCCGAGCGGCUGCCGACAAAGACAAACGCAACCGCGAACGGGAGCGCAAGGAAAGGGAAAAACUCCAGCGCAAAGCGGAGAAAUUGGCCGAGAAAGCGUCCAGGAAAAAGUGAAAACGUCUUGGAGUUUUUUUACUUGACUUUGAUUGGCAACUGACCAAAAAAACAACAACAAUUCUGAUGGAUGAAAAAGAAAGCGAAAUAUUAUUAUUGCAUUCCAGCCCAACACCCAAUUAUUAUUUUUUUUUCAAUUAGAUUUAAACAAAAUUUGAUGGGGCGGCAGCUGCCACUAUUUUAUUUAAAAUUUCGUAAUUUCUGCUUUAAUUAUUCGUCCCUAUUAUUUUGUUAUUUGUAAGAUUUUUUUUUUCUUUUGAAUGUCAACUUUUUUCCUUUCGUCUGUUUUUAAAAUUGAAGUGAUUUUCGAUGGAUGUAGUGGAAUGAAUCAAAUGUUUGUCCAAAAUUUUUGCUAGCGAGAUUAUUGUCUUGAUCUCCGCCUACUUUUUAAAAAACUAGAUUGGUGUGUGCUCCUCCCACUCACCUUAUCACGUGCAAAUAACUUGUAUAGUGUCAAUUUGUUUCUCGUCUUUGUUUCGCUAUUAUUUUUCUUCAUUUCUUUCUAUCUCUCUUAAUGAGUUUGUGUAUAACAGACUGGAAUUGAACCCGGAAGAGAUUCUCUUUCUGCAAUUUACUUGACUCGACUCGUUCAAGAUCAAAACCCGGAUGAGUUUAUUUUGUUUUCAACUCGACUUUGAAAUUUAUUUAAUUUCUUUUUUUUUUUUUUCGUAUGUGCGCUCUCUCUACCCUUUUUUGUGUGUGGUUUCGAUGAAUUAGCCGGCGCUCCGUUUGUUAUUUUGUCGAUGAUGGAUAUAUUCCUGCUCUCUCUCUCUCUCUCUAUCCCACCCCCAAACUGUUUGUCUCUUCAACUCUUGAAAUGAAAUGAAAGAACAAUUGUACAAUUGGCAUUCAGUGACGUUGUAAUAAUAAAUGAAAAGGGUAUUUUA
This is a messenger RNA of Daphnia pulex (common water flea), 7373 nucleotides long. RefSeq lists its product as uncharacterized. NCBI's taxonomy places the organism in Eukaryota, Metazoa, Arthropoda, Branchiopoda, Diplostraca, Daphniidae. Gene Ontology annotation, molecular function: actin filament binding. Gene Ontology annotation, biological process: actin filament organization; neuron projection development; calcium-mediated signaling. Gene Ontology annotation, cellular component: postsynaptic density; cytoplasm; dendrite. The record is from RefSeq and is a predicted model, not a curated record. Bases 724 to 6486 code for a protein of 1920 amino acids. The transcript is spliced from 14 exons.